AUGGAGCAAGAGUGGAAUAUUGAAAAUGAUAACAAUGCAGAAGUGAUGCUGCCUGGCUUCAGAUUUCACCCCACCGAUGAAGAAUUAGUAGGGUUUUAUCUAAGGAGAAAAGUUCAACACAAGCCUCUCUCCAUUGAACUCAUCAAGCAGCUUGAUAUCUACAAAUAUGACCCAUGGGAUCUUCCAAAGAUGGCCACUACUGGGGAGAAGGAAUGGUACUUCUACUGCCCUAGGGACAGGAAGUACCGGAACAGCGCCCGGCCGAACCGCGUCACUGCGGCUGGAUUCUGGAAGGCCACUGGAACCGACCGGCCGAUCUACUCAUCAGACGGUGGCACCAAGUGCAUCGGCUUGAAAAAGUCGCUUGUUUUCUAUAGAGGGAGAGCUGCGAGAGGAACGAAGACCGAUUGGAUGAUGCAUGAGUUCCGGCUGCCCUCGGCCGCGCCAAAGAAAUAUUUGGACAAAAAUAUCCCCGCACAUGAAGCAUGGGCAAUAUGUAGGAUUUUCAAGAAAGCAAGCACGAGUGCACAAAGGGCUCUCACUCUCUCCCACCAAUCUUGGAUUUCAACAUAUUCCGACAACACUACGAUGAAUCCAUCUUCUUCUUUGAGCAUGAGCUUCUCCACCGAUUUGCAGCCGUCGAGUUUCUCUCACCUAAAUCAGCAAUGGCAGUCAAAUGGGAUCCAUCAAAAUGCGAUCUUUGACGAAGCAAGUCAUCAAGAACAGCCUCCAAAGAUCUCCACCAACGAUGCUUCCUCGUUGUUGCUCGACAUGUCGACUUCCGUGCUCGGAUAUGGGGCGGGGGCGGCGGCGGAGAUGGUGCAAGAAAACGGUGGAAGUGUGAAUGUGGGAGAGGGGGGUGAAGAGUGGGGGAUGAUGGUUAGGUAUCCGAGUUAUGGUUUUGCACUGAGCUCGAAUUUGGUGUGGGAUUCAUCUCCUUGUCCAAGUGAAUUGUCCACGGCUUAUUCUACUAACAAUUGCUACACUUGA
Molecule: messenger RNA, 990 nt
Organism: Salvia splendens (bonfire salvia)
Lineage: Eukaryota; Viridiplantae; Streptophyta; Magnoliopsida; Lamiales; Lamiaceae
Product: protein FEZ
Exons: 3
Coding region: 1-990 (329 amino acids)
Biological process (GO): regulation of DNA-templated transcription
Molecular function (GO): DNA binding
Source: RefSeq, a predicted model, not a curated record